Messenger RNA from Paramecium pentaurelia, 985 nucleotides. Lineage: Eukaryota; Ciliophora; Oligohymenophorea; Peniculida; Parameciidae. The record is from the annotation of a GenBank genome assembly.
AUGCAAGAUCAUCUCUAAUAAUCAAAAACCUUGUUCUUGAUGCAUAAAAUUAAGAGUUAUAAGUAACAACCAUAACUCUCUAAUAACAUAUUCGAAGAACAUAAUCCUUAUUAUGGACCAUAAUAUGAUAAUAGUAAUAAAAUUAUUGCUCGAAGUGUUGUUGGAAAACCAGAUGUUAUUGAAAAAAUAAAAAAGAAAAUAGAAGAAUCCAAACUAUCUAAUUCACCUAAAAUGAAGAACUCAAUUAUGUAUUAAAAAAUGAAACAAUCCUAUUCAAAUCUCUCUAAUAUGAAGAAAUCAUAAUCAUCUAAUAAGAUCCCUCUUUUUCAUGAUCCUAUACAUUCAAAUAUCCUAUCUCGAUAAGUUUCUCAUAAUAAAUCUACAAUGGCAACAUUAGUAAAUCAUCAUGCAAAUGUUAAUGUAGAAUAAUAUUUAUAGGAAACAAAAAAUAGAAUACAAAGAAAUGAAAUGGAAGAAUUAAAAUUAGAAAAGUAAUUAAAUUUAUUUGAAAGAAAUGCAAAUACUAGAUAAUAAAGAGUUAUAACUUCUUUUCAAGAACGUGAAUAAUCUUGGGAAUUAGUUAAUAUGACAAUUUAAAGUAAAUGUUAGGCAAGAAGUAGAGACAAACUCACUUUAUUAUAAAAGAGUUCAGGUAAUGAGAUAUAAAAAUAUUAGUUGAACAGCUUAUAGACUAAAAAAGUAGAUUCUUAAUGAAUUACCAUCUCCCCCAUAAAAUUGGUACUAAUAAUUGAGAGGAUAAAGUUACACAAUAGAAAAGGAAGAUGAUUUAUCUAACAAUUCAUAAAGAAUAAAUAUAAAUUCCAAGACAUUAUUACUGAAAUAUGCAGAUAUAGAAAGUAGUUUAAAAGUUAAAGGAGAGAGUAAAUUGAAAAAGGAAUUCGAAAAACCAAAAUGUUCUUUAAUAACAAUGGUAGGAUAGGAUAAAAUUGAAGAAAGUGAAGUCUUGCCCAAAAUAAAAUAUUGA